CUUUCAUUUUUAAAGGAAGUUGGUGGAAAUAACUGAGAGACUGCAAUAGGUAGGGCUUGGUAGACAACCUACAGACACCCUCAACAGUUUCAGGUUUAGAGACAUCUUCCAUCAGCGUGGGCCCUGUCUCAUCUGAAGAGCAAUGGCUUCUGUACCUUCUGCGGGUUGCCUGCUGGCUAAAAAUCAGUACUAUCGAAAAUCCAGUAUUUCCUCAUUCAGUUCUUCCUGUGGCACCGACACAAUAAACUUCACUGACCAGGAAAAAGUCCAUUCAGGGCUGCCUGAUAUCUCUGAGACAUCCUGGUGGAUCAAAAGCUUUUUCUACUCCGAACCUGUUCUCCCAAAUAUCAGAAGAAAAGAUCUGACCUCUGGAAGCAUUAAUAGCUGAUUCUGGCAAGCAAACUGAG
This is a messenger RNA of Tachyglossus aculeatus (Australian echidna), 407 nucleotides long. RefSeq names its product pancreatic progenitor cell differentiation and proliferation factor like (gene PPDPFL). The transcript has 5 exons. NCBI's taxonomy places the organism in Eukaryota, Metazoa, Chordata, Mammalia, Monotremata, Tachyglossidae. Gene Ontology annotation, biological process: multicellular organism development; cell differentiation. The record is from RefSeq and is a predicted model, not a curated record. The coding region runs from base 143 to 388 and encodes 81 amino acids.